AUUGGGGAAAUCUCUGGAAACAGGGUUAAGAAAGAGGACACCAUAGCCCUGUCCUCCUGUCCUUUCUUCCUACACCAUGUGGAAGAACAGACAGGCUCUUCCCUGUCUCAUUUCAGUUCUUCUUGUCUUUCUGCCUUCUGCUUCCUCGAUCCAUUCAGAUCCGAAGUAUAUGGUGCUAGUCCCUUCCCAGCUCCUCACUGAGACCCCUGAGAAAAUCUGCCUCCAUCUAUACCAUCUGAAUGAGACGGUGAUGGUCAGAGCCACCUUGCAGUCUGGCUGGGGAAACAGAAGCCUGUUCAAUGAGCUUGUGGUCGACAAGGACUUGUUCCGCUGUGUUUCCUUUACUCUCCCCAGACUUUCCCUUUCUGAGGAGAAGGUGUCCCUUUCUGUCCACAUCAAAGGGCCAACACAUGAAUUCAGCAAAAAGACGGUGGUGCUGGUGAAGAACAAAGAAAGCGUUGUCUUUCUCCAGACAGACAAACCAGUGUACAAGCCAGGACAGUCAGUCAACUUUAGGGUUGUCUCUGUGGAUAAAAAUCUACACCCCCUGAGUGAGUUGUUUCCUUUGGUUUACAUUGAGGAUCCAAAAUCGAACCGAAUUAUGCAGUGGCAGAAUAUCAGCACAGAGAACGGGCUUAAGCAACUGUCCUUCAGCCUGUCUCUGGAGCCCAUUCUGGGCUCCUACAAGAUAGUGAUACAAAAACAAUCAGGAGUGAAGAAAGAGCACUCCUUCACCGUGGAGGAAUUCGUGCUUCCCAGAUUUGAAGUUCAACUAAAGGUUCCAAAGGCCGUCUCUGUGCAAGAUGAAAAAAUAAAAGUGACAGCAUGUGCAGUAUAUACCUAUGGGAAGCCUGUCCCAGGACAUGCAAAGAUAAGUAUAUGCCGUAAAUAUAUGUACUUGGGCGUUGAGAGAGAGACUGGAUGCAAAGAAGUCAAUGACCAGCUGAACAACAAAGGCUGUAUCAUAAAAGAAGAAAACAUCACUGAUUUCCACUUAAAGAUAGCCGAUUAUGGCAUCCACCAUUUUCUUGUGAAUGCAAAGGUUAUAGAAGAAGGGACAGGAAUCGAGUUCAGUGGAUCUGGAAUAACUAAAAUUGAAAGAGCCACAACCAAAUUUGUAUUUGUGAAAGCGGACUCACACUUUAGACCUGGGAUUCCAUUCCUUAUGAAAGUUCGCCUAGUGGAUGUCAACGACAUUCCUCUCCCAAAUGAGCAAGUCUUCCUCAAACUACAUCAAGAUGACCUUCCCAGUGCUACUAUCACUGAUCAGCAUGGCCUGGCAGAAUUCUCCAUCAACACCAUCAGCAUUGAGGAUAAAUUCCUCACUAUCAAAGUCUACCACAAGGAAGAAGAUCCGUGUUUUUCUUUCCCUUGCAUGGAAGAAGAAUACGCAGAAGCACAGCAUGUGGCCUACAGAAGUUAUACCAUCAGCAAGAGCAAUGUCUACCUUGAGACAGAGCCUGGCAUCUUGCCCUGCAGCCAGAUUCACACAGUUCAGGCACAUUUUAUUCUGAAGGGGCGGGUCCUGUUGUUGCUGAAAGAGCUCAAUUUUUACUACCUGGUCAUGGCCCAGGGCAAAAUCGUCCAUACAGGAAGCCACACUCACCACAGGAAACCAAGCGAACUCCCUCCAGGUCCAGUGAAAGGCCACUUCACCUUGGAGAUCCCCGUGGAGUUUGGCAUGGCCCCUGUGGCUAAAAUGCUCAUCUACGCCAUCUUGCCUGAUGGAGAAGUGAUUGCAGACUCUGCAAAAUUUGAGAUUGAAAAGUGUCUUCUCAACAAAGUGGACCUGAGCUUCAACCCAGCCCGAAGUCUCCCUGCCUCACAGGCCCAUCUGCGUGUCACAGCUUCUCCUCAGUCCCUCUGUGGCCUGAGAGCAGUGGACCAAAGCGUGUUGCUCCUGAGGCCUGAAGCUGAGCUCUCCCCUUCCUGGAUCUACAAUCUGCCAGAGAUGCAGCACAAGGACCUUACUCCAAGAUCCCACCAGUUUUCUCCAGGCUAUAUUUGUUCUAAGGUUAGAGAUAGGACUGUUGAUGAUGUCACAUACUCAAAACCAAGCAUAAAUGACAAGGAAGUUUAUGACCACAUAGAGGACACAGGUUUAGAGGCCUUCACCAACUUGAAGAUCAGACAUCCUAUAGAAUGUAGUCGUGUUGCAUAUUAUUUAACAAAAGGUUCCAGUGAUAACAGAGUCAUGAUGACAAGUGAAAAGCCAUUCCAUACAGAUUCACCACGUGAAGAUCCAACUACAGAGACCUUUCGAAACUAUUUCCCUGAAACCUGGAUCUGGGAUUUAGUCACAGUAAACUCCUCAGGUGUGGCUGAAAUGGAAGUGACAGUCCCUGACACCAUCACUGAGUGGAAGGCCGGGGUAUUCUGCCUGUCCAAUGACACUGGACUUGGGCUCUCUCCUGUGGUUUCUCUCCAAGCCUUCCAGCCCUUCUUCCUGGAGCUCACGAUGCCCUACUCUGUGAUCCGAGGAGAAGCCUUCACGCUCAAGGCCACUGUGCUGAACUACCUUCCUACCUGCAUCAGGCUGGGUGUGCAGCUGGCAGCCUCUCAAGAUUUCACAGCUGUCCCAGUGGAGAAAGCCCAAGAUUCUUACUGCGUCUGUGCCAACGGGAGGCACACCACGUCCUGGUUGGUGACUCCCAAGUCUCUAGGGAAUGUGAAUUUCUCUGUGACUGCAGAGGCGCUGCAGUCCCCAGAGCCCUGUGGUUCUCAGGUGGCCACAGUCCCUGACACCGGGAGAAAGGACACAGUUGUCAAAGUCCUGAUUGUUGAGCCUGAAGGAAUUCAGGAGGAGCACACCUUCAGUUCCCUGCUCUGUGCAUCAGAUGCUGAGCUAUCUGAAAAAUUGUCCCUGGUGCUCCCACCAACAGUAGUGAACGAUUCAGCCAGAGCCCAUUUCUCUGUGUUGGGUGAUAUCUUGAGUUCAGCCAUUAAAAACACCCAAAAUCUUCUCCACAUGCCCUAUGGCUGUGGGGAGCAGAACAUGGUCCUUUUUGCUCCUAACAUCUAUGUACUGAAAUAUCUGAAUGAAACUCAGCAGCUGACUCAGAAGAUCAAGACCAAGGCCAUUGAUUACCUCAAUGCUGGUUAUCAGAGGGAGCUGAACUACAAACACAAAGAUGGCUCCUAUAGUGCCUUCGGGGAUCGAAAUGGCCAGAAUCAAGGGAACACUUGGCUCACAGCCUUUGUGCUCAAGUCUUUUGCCCAAGCUCGAGCCUUCAUCUUCAUCGAUGAAGCACACAUCACCCAUGCCUUCAACUGGCUCUCCCAGCAGCAGCAGGACAAUGGCUGUUUCAGGAGCUCUGGAUCACUGUUCAACAAUGCCAUGAAGGGGGGAGUAGACGAUGAAGUGACCCUCACUGCCUACAUAACCAUUGCCCUUCUGGAGAGUUCAUUCCCAGCUACAGUAGGUACCAAGCAUCCUGUUGUCUCCAAAGCCCUGAGCUGCCUAGAGUCAUCCUGGAAGACAGCAGAACAAAAUGGAAGGAAUAACUCUGUGUACACCAAGGCCCUGCUGGCCUAUGCUUUCACUCUGGCAGGGAACCAGCAGAAGAGAAAUGAAAUCCUGGAAUCACUUGAUAAUGAAGCUAUAAAGGAAGGUAACUCUGUCCAUUGGGAAAGACCUGAGAAACCCAGGAAAGCAGGGAUGUCUCUGUACGAACCCCAGGCUCCCUCUGCUGAAGUGGAGAUGAACGCCUAUGUCCUCCUCGCUCUCCUCUCUGCUCAGCCAGCACCAACCCCUAAGGACCUGGCUGUGGCAGUGAGAAUCGUGAAGUGGCUCACAAAGCAGCAGAACUCCUAUGGCGGCUUCUCCUCCACUCAGGACACUGUGGUGGCCCUCCAUGCUUUGUCCAAGUAUGGAGCAGUUACUUUCUCCAGAAGUCAGAAAAUUCCUUUGGUGACCAUCCAAUCUUCAGGGACAUUUUCCCAAAAGUUCCAAGUAGAGGAGAGUAAACGCCUGUUACUGCAGCAGGUCCCUUUACCUGACCUUCCUGGGGACUAUGAAAUCAGUGUGACAGGAGAAGGAUGCGUGUAUGCUCAGACGAUGCUGAAAUACAACGUGCACUGGGAGAAGCAGCAGUCUACAUUUGCUCUCCGGGUGCAGACAGUACCUCUAACUUGUGAUAACCCCGAAGGCCACAACAGCUUCCAGAUCUCACUGGAAAUCAGUUACACCGGGAGCCGACCAGCCUCCAACAUGGUGAUUGCUGAUGUGAAGAUGAUGUCUGGUUUCAUCCCACUGAAGCCAACAGUGAAGAAGCUGGAACGGUCCCAGCACGUGAGCAGAACAGAAGUGAGCAACACCAAUGUCCUGUUAUAUCUGGAUCAGGUCACCAAUCAGACCCUGGCCUUCUCCUUCAUCAUUCAACAAGACAUCCCAGUGAAAAACCUACAGCCUGCCGUUGUGAAAGUCUAUGACUACUAUGAGACAGAUGAAGCAGCCUUCGCUGAAUACAGCAUGCCCUGCGGCACAGAGAAACCAAAUUUUUGAAACUUGUCACUCAUUGAAACUUGGACAAGGCAUUGCUGGAAUCUCCAAACCCAGGAACCUUCAAGAUGGUGAUUUUCCUUUGUCUCUGCGAUAUAAAUACUGAACAACCUUGGUAAAUAAACACAUAGUUCAAAGUG
Meriones unguiculatus (Mongolian gerbil) is the source of this 4641-nucleotide messenger RNA. Its product is annotated as murinoglobulin-1-like. Gene Ontology annotation, molecular function: endopeptidase inhibitor activity. The coding region runs from base 77 to 4504 and encodes 1475 amino acids. Gene Ontology annotation, cellular component: extracellular region. The transcript is spliced from 36 exons. The record is from RefSeq and is a predicted model, not a curated record. NCBI's taxonomy places the organism in Eukaryota, Metazoa, Chordata, Mammalia, Rodentia, Muridae.